Metarhizium album ARSEF 1941 is the source of this 1158-nucleotide messenger RNA. RefSeq lists its product as uncharacterized. The record is from RefSeq and is a predicted model, not a curated record. Lineage: Eukaryota; Fungi; Ascomycota; Sordariomycetes; Hypocreales; Clavicipitaceae. Bases 1 to 1158 code for a protein of 385 amino acids. The transcript is spliced from 2 exons.
AUGUCGGCCAAGGUCAUCCUGCCGCUGCUCUCGCUCUCCGUCUUCUACUUCAUCUUUUACUUUUCCCACGUCAACGGCCUCCGCGCGCUGGGCGAUGCCGCGCAGCACGCGGCCAAGCUGCCCGGCCUUGAUGAGCCGCUUCGGACGCGCUACACGGGCCUCGCCCACGUCGACCACUUGCUCGCCACCUUGACCAUGUUUUUCUGGCCCGUCGGCGAUGGGAGCCAGCCGGGGCUGACGCUGCACUCGAUUGCCUUUUCGGGGACCUUUGCGUCGGCCUGGAUGCUGGUGACGCUCGAGUCGUGGAGGAAGGGGAAUGCCCGGAGCGUGGCCGCCUUCCCGGCUGUCUUCGGCCUCGUCGCCCAAGUACUCACCUUCGCCUUUGCCACUCCUCUCUACGCCUUCCUGCACCUCACGUGCUCGGGCACGGCGGCAAAGCCAACGACGGCCAAGAUGCAGAUUCCUCCCGUCGUCCUCAGGGCGCUGCCUCUCGUCUUCACGGUGGCCAUGCACGUUCCCUCCCUGCUCAUGCUGGUCCCGCUCUCCGAGACCAUGACUCACGACUUGAAACAAAUCUGCAUCGCCAUCUGGCAGCCGUGGCCCGCGUACGUGGCCGUCCUCCUCGUCGCAGCCAACGCGAUGUGCGCGAAGCCCCUGCCCGGCGCUAGCACCGGCAACGGCACCCAAGACACGGCGGGCUCCCUGCGGUUCGUGUACGCCUUUGCCUUUGCCAGCACGGCGAUUGCGCACCUCGUCAGCAUCAUCAUCUCGGCGGCCACCGUGGCCGUGCCCAGCAUCUUCCAGGAGCGCCAUCGCGCGUCCCUCCACCCGCGCAGCGUCUUUGCCACGCCGCUGCCCUGGGCGUCGCCCGCCCUCGAGGUGUCGACUGUCGGACAGGGCGUGCAGGUCUUCCUGCGAUGGGACUACAUCAUCGGGUCGGCGGGCGUCUUGAUCUGGGCGCUGAGCCUUCACCAGAGCGCGCACCGCGCCGCCGGCGUCAGGCCGUGCUCCUCGGGCCUCGUGGCCAAGGUCGUGGCCUUGUCGAUCCUGUGCGGCCCUACCGGCGCCGCCGUCGAGCUCAUGUGGGAGCGAGACGAGCUGUUCCUCCGCGACGCCGCUGCCGACAAGGCCAAGCCCGUGGGCGCCGCCAAGUCGUGA